UGUACCGAAGUUUAAUAUUUACUUUAGUACAUGAUGUUGAAAUUGUAAAUAGUGUAAAUACAAAUAAUUGUAUUAUGGCGAAGAGAAAUGUUGCGUUUAUUAAACCAGAAGAACCUGCAUUUCUGAAGAGGUUAAAAGCAGAAGCAGGCUAUGUUGAAAAAGAUACUGUAGAUACAAAGAAGGAGGCGUUGCCAGCAAUCACCGCAGAGGACGAAGAAGACAAGGACGAAGAACAGCCGGUCGUGGUGGUCGUGAAGCCGGGUGACUUGUCAGCUGAAGAGGUUGCUGAAGUGAAGGCGCAGAUCGAGAAAGAGAAAGAAGACGCACCGGCGGAUCUUUCGGAGCGGAUAGUUUUCAAAGCCCCCGUCAAGGCAGCCAAUGAGGAUGCUGCGGAAACCCCGCAGCAGGUGAGCAGAAGGGCGCACAAGGACAGGAAAGGCAUCAAGAACGUGAAGAUGCUGUCGUUUGACGAGGAGGAGCACGAUGACGGCUGAUGCCGCGCAAGCGCGAAACGCUCUUGCCAUCACUUUGUUUUGGAGAGGUGUUCCGCCUGUCGUCCGUCUGCGUAGUGAAGUUGACGUUCAGGUGUGUGCCUGUGGAUACAGACGAGACAUUACAUUAACUUUUAUCACAAUUAGAAGACAACGCAGUUUGUACAAUACUGUUCUGUGACUUAUGUUGUUUUCUUCCAAGUAAAAUUGGUUUUUUAUUUA
This is a messenger RNA of Bacillus rossius redtenbacheri, 713 nucleotides long. RefSeq lists its product as uncharacterized. The transcript has 3 exons. NCBI's taxonomy places the organism in Eukaryota, Metazoa, Arthropoda, Insecta, Phasmatodea, Bacillidae. The coding region runs from base 75 to 494 and encodes 139 amino acids. The record is from RefSeq and is a predicted model, not a curated record.